Molecule: messenger RNA, 900 nt
Organism: Exserohilum turcica Et28A
Lineage: Eukaryota; Fungi; Ascomycota; Dothideomycetes; Pleosporales; Pleosporaceae
Exons: 1
Coding region: 1-900 (299 amino acids)
Source: RefSeq, a predicted model, not a curated record
AUGCCACUUGAGCGCCAUCUGUCUGGUAGAACCUUUGUGGUUCAUGCCAAUGGCCAGCGGUCCCACUACAUUCUCGAUGACUUUACCGAUCCCUGGAAGCCGCGAGAGACAAUCUUGAUCCAGCAUGGUUUUGGCCGACAUGCUGCAUUCUGGUACCACUGGAUCCCUGUGUUGGCCCGGAAGUACCGCGUUGUAAGGAGAGACCUGAGGGGUCAUGGGUAUUCCAGCUAUCCGGCUCCAAAGCCACCAGGAAGUGCGGAGAACGACCAAAACGGUGCAAGACAGGAAAGCGAGUACAAUUAUGAUGUGGAUACCAUACUGGGAGAGAUUGUAGAUACGCUGGACCAGUUGGGAAUCGAAAAAGUGCACUUCCUGGGCGAGUCAACAGGCGGAAUGCUGGGCGAAAUACUGGCGGCUCAGUUUCCAGAGCGACUCCUGAGCUUGACUAUAUGUUCAACGCCCACACAUCUCCCCCCUCCAGCUCUCCGCCUCUUUGCAUUUGACGAGAAAGACUGGCCAACAGCGUGUCGUCAGCUGGGGUCGCGGGGAUGGACAGAAGCACUCGCGCGCAUACCUGGAACGAUUCCAAUUUCCGAUCCUGAUUAUCUGCCGUGGUACCUGGAGCAGGUGGCCGUCAGCGAUGGCGAGGGGCUGGCGCAGUACGCCGAGUUCUUAUCGACGCUGGACACUCGGUCUUGGCUGGAGAAGAUCAAAGUGCCAACCCUGAUACUGAGUCCAACGCAAAGCGCAGCUGUCAAGACCUCAGAUAUGGAAGACUUGAAGCAGAUAAUUGAAGGAAGUCGACUGGUGCUGAUUGAUGGGCCCGGGCAUGAAAUCUAUGUCACACAAGCAGAAAAGUGUCAGCAGGCGUUCAUGAAAUUCUUGGAGGAUCUCAAAUAG